Messenger RNA from Tarenaya hassleriana, 2079 nucleotides. RefSeq lists its product as uncharacterized. Bases 1 to 2079 code for a protein of 692 amino acids. Lineage: Eukaryota; Viridiplantae; Streptophyta; Magnoliopsida; Brassicales; Cleomaceae. The transcript is spliced from 3 exons. The record is from RefSeq and is a predicted model, not a curated record.
AUGGCGGAUGAACAAAAUCGCAAUCUCGACAAUCAGCAACAUGGAGAAACAAACCCUCUUCAAAUGCAAGCAUUGAUGGGUGAGCUACGGAGAAUCAUGCGUGCUGAGCUGGAGGGUAUCCAUCAAAGAAUAGACCAGAUGGAAAAUGAGGCGCAUGCCGCACGUAACCUGCCACGACAAAAUGCAGGACAAAGAGCUCGAACACCUUCAAUUGCCCCUAGUGAUGGAGAAGGAGCAUUGUCGGAUGGGGAGGGAGUAGUUGAGCAACCCCAAAGGUGUAGACAUGUACAAGCCAGAAAUCACGUUGAUGAUGACUUGGCAAGCAUCAAAAUGAAGAUUCCGUCGUUUCAAGGGAGAAACGAUCCUAAAGUGUACCUCGAAUGGGAGAGAAAGACAGAGAUGGUGUUUGAAUGUCACCGUUAUUCGGAGUUGAAGAAGGUAAAAAGGGCAGCCGCAGAAUUCAGUGAUUACGCUCUUGUUUGGUGGGACCAACUCGUAACCACAAGGAGGAGGAAUGGAGAAUAUCCUAUUGUUACAUGGGAUGAAAUGAAAGCUGUCAUGAAGAGAAGGUUCGUUCCUAAUCAUUUCCAUCGUGAUAUACACCAAAGAUUACGAAAAUUGGUGCAGGGAAAUCGAAGUGUGGAGGAGUAUUUCAAAGAGAUGGAGAUACUCAUGAUCCGAGCAAAUAUUGAGGAGGAUAGGGAAGCUACCUUACAAAGAUUCCUUGGGGGUUUGAAUCAAGAGAUUCAAGAUAGAGUGGAAUUACAACCUUAUGUCGAAGUCGAGGAACUGUUGCAUUUGGCUAUCAAAUGCGAGCGGCAGCUCAAAAGAAGGGCAAGUUCACGUCCGACUUAUCACAAGGGUUCAUCCAGCAUGAAACCAGGCUUUGUUAAGGAGGAGAAGCCAUGGCAGUUUGAUAGACGUGUGCAACAUGAUGGCUACAGCAACAAAUACUCGUUCGAAUUUAAGGGAAGCAAAAUCAGACUUGUUCCUUUAACUCCGAAGGAAAUUUAUGAAGAUCAUAUCAAGCAGGAGAAAACACAUGAGGAUGGCAGCAACGUCUUGAGUGACCAUGAGGUAGAUCACAAAAAUGGAGAGUUCUUGAGAAAAACCCAGAAACAGACCUUUGAGAGCAAACCCGAGAGGAAACAAAAGAAUUUCUUCAUGAGAGCUUGUGAGGUUAAAAAAGCUUUGUUUUCAAAACAGCCAAUCGUUGUACUUCUGUACAAGGAGGUUUUUUCUAACCUUAAUGAUCUUACUUCAUCUUUGCCAAGUGUUUUUAAAGCUGUUUUGCAGGAGUACAAGGAUGUUUUUCCCAAAGACAUUCCCCGAGGAUUGCCGCCGAUCCGUGGCAUUGAGCAUCAGAUUGACUUUGCUCCGGGUGCAAGCAUUCCAAACAAGCCGGCCUAUAGAAGUAACCCUGAGGAAAUGAAGGAACUUGAAAGGCAAGUCAAAGAUCUGCUAGACAAAGGUUAUAUGCGGGAAAGUAUGAGUCCAUGUGCUGUUCCAGUUCUACUUGUGCCGAAGAAAGAUGGUACUUGGAGGAUGUGCGUUGAUUGUCGAGCAAUCAAUAACAUAACGGUAAAGUAUCGUCACCCUAUUCCGCGUUUAGAUGAUAUGCUUGAUGAAUUGCAUGGUUCUUGCGUAUUCUCUAAGAUUGAUCUCAGGAGUGGAUACCACCAAAUCAGAAUGCGUGAGGGGGAUGAAUGGAAAACUGCCUUUAAGACUAAACAUGGUUUAUAUGAAUGGUUAGUGAUGCCUUUUGGUUUGACUAAUGCACCCAGCACGUUCAUGCGGUUGAUGAAUCAUGUUUUGAGAUCUUACAUUGGCAAGUUUGUGGUUGUGUACUUUGAUGAUAUUCUUAUCUACAGCAAAAGUUUGGAUGAGCAUGUUGAUCAUUUGAAACUUGUUCUGGAUGUCUUGAGACAAGAGAAGUUAUUUGCUAACGUGGAAAAGUAUACUUUUUGCAAGGAUAAGCUUGUGUUUCUAGGUUUUGUGGUGAGUGCACAAGGAAUUCAGGUUGAUGAAGAAAAAGUGCAAGCGAUCCGAGAUUGGCCGAGUCCUAAAGGAGGUUUGUGA